Messenger RNA from Mytilus californianus (California mussel), 1905 nucleotides. RefSeq lists its product as uncharacterized. Lineage: Eukaryota; Metazoa; Mollusca; Bivalvia; Mytilida; Mytilidae. The coding region runs from base 1119 to 1880 and encodes 253 amino acids. The record is from RefSeq and is a predicted model, not a curated record. Gene Ontology annotation, cellular component: ribosome; mitochondrion. Gene Ontology annotation, molecular function: structural constituent of ribosome. The transcript is spliced from 11 exons. Gene Ontology annotation, biological process: translation.
UGUCGUGACUUUUCUACCAACUCAUCCAAAGUGCAAUAUUGUUGUGUGAUUUUACUUUAUUCACGUGCUUUAGAUAGAUGACAACACAAAUUACUAUCAAGAUAGAUAAACAGAAGCUAAAUUUUAUUUACAAUUUAAGUAUCCAAAUAUUGUAUGCUUUGUCAUUACAUAAUUCAACCGACUAGAUCUACAACAACCUAUUCUCGGGAACCAGGUUCUGUAACCAACAUCCUACAGACACUUGGCUGGUCAACACUAGCAACACGCAGACAAGGAGCCAGGCUUAUACUCCUAUAUAAGAUCCUGCAUGGAGAAGCAUCAGUCAUUAUCCCAGAUUACAUCAGGAGACCAACUGUAACAACCAGACAAUACCACAGGCACAGAGACAGGUUUUCCAGAGUCAGCACUUCAACGGAUGCCUAUAAAUACAGUUUCAUCCCCAGAACAAAUUUUUGACUGGAACCAAUUACCUGAAAGUGACAUCCAAGCCCCCACAACAGACGGCUUCCGGGUCUGUGUGUGGCAGUUCCUGGCAUGGAUGGUAACUGAAUCAAUACAAAUAGCCUCAUUGAAUUUGAAAAAGCUGCAAAUGAUCUCAGUAACAAAAGAUUGUUAGUGUGCAGUGUGCAGACAGUGGUUAAACAGAAGUUAACAUUCUAUCAGUUUUGGGAUUUUACAAUCUGCUAGAGGAAAUAAUAGGAGAAAAAGGGACCUGUGUGGUAAAAACUUCCUAAAAGUCGUCCUUUAUGUGUUCAACUUUUUCUUUUGGCUGACAGCCCGGUUAGCUUUCCUAGCAUUAGGGUUAUAUAUCAAGUUCCAGAAGCAUACCUAUAUCAAUCUGCUAGGGAACAGUACUUUCCCUUUGGCAACAUACUUGCUACUAGGAACAGGAGCCUUUAUUAUCUUGUCAGGAAUCAUUAGUUGUACUGGGACAUGUAUAGAAAAUAGAUGUUUUAUGGUUAUGGUUGGAAGAGACUGAUGAACUAUACAUAUCUGGGACACAGAAUCAAUGAAACAUCGUCAGUACUGAAAGGUCAACAUCAAAGAGGGGUCUGUGCUGUAGACUUCUCAGAAUACAGAAUUACUAAAAAGAAAGUCUGAGUAUACACCACAGAAACAUGCAGUCAUUUGUAAGAGUAGGGUAUGAUGCAUGCCAAUCAGUGGUAAGACAAAUUACCAAAACGCCAACAUACUGCAAAUUACAACAAAUCAGGAGUACCUGUGUUUUUGAGCAUGAAAACUACACACCAGAGCGAAGAAGGGGAAGUCAUCCAAUAUUUGACCAAAAAUAUGAUGUGAUAAAACUGAUAGAAAACAAACAUCAGAUUCCACUUCCUGAUAUAGAAUGCCUAUUGACUAAAGUAGUUGAUGGUGUAGGAUACCCUGGCCAAGUUGUAAUGGUGAAAAGAUCUAUUUUUAGAAACUCAUUAUUGCCAUUGGGACAUGCACUUUAUCCCACAUCAGAGAACAUUGCUGAAGUUCGACAGAGACUGGAGGAAACAGGAGAAAUUAAGAAAUAUAAUAACUUCACACCAUAUACAAGAAAGUUUUUGAAGGAAAUAUCAGAAUUACACCUUCCCAUACCAAUGAAUGGAGACAGCAAAUGGCAGCUAGAAAAGUCACAUGUCAGAAUAGCUCUCAGACUUUUGAAUGUAGAAAUAUCAAAUGAAGGCUGCAUAGAACUUCCAGAAGAGCCUGUGACUACACCAGGGAGAUUAACUCUUGGAAUAACUAUAAACGAUACAAAAUCAGUGAAGUUUAGAAGUACAGUAUACCUUAAGUACAAAGAUCCAGUGAAAAAAAGAAAGCAUCCAGAGCCACAGAUUACAGUAUGGAGAAAUGAACCCCUAGAAUAUGAUGAAUUGAUACACUCUAAUUGAAUAAUAAAGUUUACUUAAUACUAAA